CGGGGCGAUGCCACCGUGCAUUGCAUUCACCGCGCGCAUCCUCCAAAUGUGUCGUCAUUCUUCAAAACUUUCUUUGAACAUCCAUUAUUUCGUCUUAUGACGUGAAAAACAGCUGUUGACGAAUCUUGACCUUUUAUCCCUGUGGGCUUACGUUCUGCAAGGCGAAACACCCUCCCAGAACCGAUUCUUAUUUGCGUACACCGAUUCAGCUUGCAAAACGACAUCAUGGGCGAGCUCGCCGACUACCUCAUCAAUAACGACCCCAGCUUCAGCAGGUCACGAUUAGCAGCCCGAUACUCGGAUUUUCGAUCACAGCGCACCUUGAAUCCCGAUGGCUACCAGGCAAAUAUUUCCGCCUGGCGCCAGGCCCUCUCAGAUCUUGUCGCCAAGGGCAAGAUUUCCCACCGCGGAUCCAGCCCCGACCACUUCGUCCUCAAACUCGACGACUCCUUACUGCGGUCACUGGAACACAAGGAAUUUGGCCAGCCCCUGGCCCUCGGAACCGUAGUGCGCGAAGCGACCGCCGGCCGGGACUUUAUACCACUACAGGAUUUCGAGAAAUCGCAACAGAGCAUCUAUCAGCGCAGUUGGGCAGGUCUGCCAGGGAGUGUGAUGAGUUGGACUUUGCGACAGCUGGGCGUGGUAGACCCUGCUAGAGGCGACGACAAGCUGCCCACAGGUCAAUAUGUCAUUGUCAAGAAUAUGGAAGCUGCCGCGAAGGAGCUGGGCGAUCUGAUGGCCGAAAAAGUGUCAAGAUUCGAUCGCGUUUUCAGCAGAGCACAAUUUCAAAAAGCCUUUUCCGCCGCUCUCGUUAAAGGCCAACAUCUGACGGACUCGGACCUAGACGUUCUACUGAAGUUUUUGUCGCGGGACAAGGAAGUCAUCGAAUAUGAUGGGAAAACGAUCAGAAUCAAGGGCUCUGGGGAGCAGAGCGGUAUCACAAAGGAAGACGCUGCGAUCGCAUCCCUGAAGGAGCUCACAGAAAGUCUGAAGCACCAAGCCGACCUCCUUAACACACGCAUCGAUGAGCUCUCCCAAACAGCCAAGGAUGCUGUCACUAAAAAGAAUCGCGUUGCAGCUCUUGCGGCGCUCAAAUCCAAAAAGAUUGCAGAGACUUCGUUGGCUACUCGCUACGCGACUCUGAACCAAUUAGAAGAAGUUUCCGCCAAGCUCGAGCAGGCUGCUGACAAUGUGCAGCUUGUCAACGUCAUGGAGGCUUCUUCUGGUGCGUUGGCAAGCCUCAAUGCACAGGUCGGUGGUGCCGAGCGCGUCGAUGCAGUUAUGGAUCGCCUACGGGAGCAGAGCAGUGCGACCGACGAGGUGAGCGCUAUUCUGGCCGAAUCAACAGGCGAGGUUAUCGACGAAACUGCGCUCGACGACGAGCUCGAGUCUAUGGAGGCGCAAGAGCGCGAAAAGGAAGAAGAGAAGACGAAGCGCAAGGAGGCCGAGGAACAGAAAGCCCGCGACGAACGGGAGGCAGCCGAGGCGCAAAAGAAGCUCGACGAGUUGCCUGAUGUGCCUGCUGAUGGUGAGGAGAUCCGACAGAAGGAGCAGACACCAACAUCCGAGACUGGAAUUGCAAAUCUGGCGAUAUAGAAGACGCCAGGCGAGCGGACUGGGAAGAGAACGAAGCUCAGUGCAGGCCGAAUGGUUCAUACGUGUACAUGAUGAUAUAGUAGGAUAUCCCUGGCGUUUUUGGGCUUAAGAUUGUACAAGUGGGUUUUUGUUCAUUAGAAUCUAUACACCAAGGGCACAUUUGUUGUGCCAUUAUAGUAUCAUUAAGUGGUAUCUCAAUGCAUGCCCUUCUAUAUAUGCCAUUUCAACCAUCAGUACGCCGUUCUUAACCGACUUACGAGUCGCGAUCGUAGUUCUCAGGCCAGGGGUUGCUGUGUAUUCGGUCUUGUGAGAACCUGUCCCUGCGGGUGUCUGAUGGAUGUCUGCUCGAAUCCCUAUUGCUUCCUCGGUGGCCCUUAGAUUGAGAGUGCGAUGGCUCAGGCGAUGGACUAUCGGAAUGCGACGGUCGACCUGGGAUUCCUUCAGCCGGUCUUGACGGAAAAGCCGAGGGUCUUGACACAGCCCGCCAGUCUGCAGAAUGGUCUUGCAUUCGAUCGCUAUUCUCUUGUGGUGUUGUUUCCCCGUCCGUUUUCGACUCGUUAGCAGCCUCUUCAGCCUUCUUUUUGGCCUCAAGCCUAGUCCUCUUUGCAUUUGCAAUCAGGUCUUUAAAGGACGAAUCAUGUUUAGCUGCCCAUGCUGCACCGUCGAAGUCUUUGUCUUUGAUGAUUGCUGCAUUCUGUACAGAUCGCCCUGUUGUUGGAGCUCGUCCUCCUUGUGUCCGUUCCCAGACAUCCAAAUCAUGUAACAAUUCGUGACGUUUCCUUGGGCGUGCAGCGUCGCAGUUUGAAUUCCAUAUUGUCAUCCACUCUUUAUGUCGGCGCUCUAGAAGAAUUCGAGUGCCCUGAUUUGAAAUACCAAGAUCAGACAUCUUCUUUCGCAAAGCUUGGUCCUUGAACAUAGAGUAAUUCAUUGCAGGGAGGCGGUCCGGAGCCUUUGUCUGAUGUCGCUGUUGGCUGAAGCUGGCGUUUGAACUACUGCCAGGAGUUCCCCGUGGCUUUUGUACAGGUCCUGUACAUGUCUCGAGGUGCUUGAAAACCUGCCAUUCCUUCAUUCGACUUUCGCAAACUGGGCACGCGACAAGGCCGUCCUCUGGCGAUUGUUAGGAAAGA
This is a messenger RNA of Fusarium odoratissimum NRRL 54006, 2723 nucleotides long. RefSeq lists its product as uncharacterized. Gene Ontology annotation, biological process: vesicle budding from membrane; late endosome to vacuole transport via multivesicular body sorting pathway. Lineage: Eukaryota; Fungi; Ascomycota; Sordariomycetes; Hypocreales; Nectriaceae. The record is from RefSeq and is a predicted model, not a curated record. Gene Ontology annotation, cellular component: multivesicular body; ESCRT III complex; cytoplasmic side of plasma membrane. The transcript is spliced from 2 exons. The coding region runs from base 226 to 1596 and encodes 456 amino acids.